Molecule: messenger RNA, 324 nt
Organism: Metarhizium album ARSEF 1941
Lineage: Eukaryota; Fungi; Ascomycota; Sordariomycetes; Hypocreales; Clavicipitaceae
Exons: 1
Coding region: 1-324 (107 amino acids)
Source: RefSeq, a predicted model, not a curated record
AUGGCAUCCGUUGAGCCCGCUCCCGCGGCUGGCGAUGCUGCCCACGAGAAUCACCCUCCCCCAUGCCUGUGCGCGCAUCCCCUCCACACAGGACUUGGUCACGACGAACUGACUCCGCACGUUGACCUCCAUCAUCUCGUCCCAAUCCUGCUCGCCAAUGUCCCCGACGUCCCUGAUGCGGCGGCCGAGUCCGGCAUUUGCAACCAGCACCGAUACGGCCUUGUGCCUGUCCGAGACGGCCGCAUCGGAGAGGAUCCUGUCGACGAGCGACCUCGUCGACUCUCGGUCCGCAAGGUCGGCUUGGGCGGUGACGAAUACCUGUGA